UCAAGUCAAUAAUCUUAAGAUGCUGUCUACAUGGUCUGAUGUUCACUUGGUCAAACAAGAGGAGAAAAUGUGGAUCGUGCUUCAUCUGCUGCUCCUGCUCCAAAGUGGAGCAUGUACAAGUGCCUACAACUUCUCCUCUCAAACUGUUGAACCUGGACUAAACGUCUCUCUGAAAUGUCUCCACAGCAAAGUUGGAACUUGGAACUACAUAUUUUGGUUCCGACUCGUCGCAGGCAACUCACCUGAAUUUUUGUGUUCGAUAACAUUUGACAAGUCAGGGUCUGUUCUUCAUGGAUCAUCAAAUACUGGACAUCGCAUCACAGCCACAAAGGAACAAGGAACAGUUGUCCUGCAGAUUAGACAAGUAGAGAAAAGUGAUACGGCGAUCUACCACUGUCUUGAAGUAAAUUCAUAUUUGGACUACAUGACAUUUUUGAAUGGGAUAUUUCUCCAGGUCACAGAACCAGAACCCUCCGUGUCUGUUGUCUCUGAAGUCCAACCAGGACCGCCUGUGAAGUUGCAGUGCUCAAUCCUCUCCCACUCUGGGAAUGACAUCUGUCAGGAUGGACACAAAGUGUCCUGGUUCAGAACUGGACAAGAAAGUGUCCAUCCCAGCUUUGUUUAUGGCGAAUGCAAGAUCAAAGAUAAGUCCACACAGAAAUGUGUCCACACUUUCUCAAAGAACAUCAACUCCUCUGAUGCUGGAACUUACUUUUGUGCUGUGGUCACAUGUGGGAGGAUGUUCAUGGGAAAUCCAAUACAAGUCAACACUAAAGAUGUUUGCAGCUCUGAUUUAAACAAGUAUGUUAUAAUCGUCUUGAGUGCUGCUUUGGCCUUAAGUUUCAUCAUGUCAGCCUUCCUCGUCAACAAGAUCAGGACAAAAAACAGUAUUUCCUGCCAAACUGGUUCACAAACACUCGAUGAAACAUUCAGUCGCGUCCAGCAGAGGGACGAGGACUCUUUGGUUUAUUCCAUGCCGACCAUUGUUACCAAGAAAACUGGAAGAGCGAGGCAGACAAAUACGAGGGCAGCAGAGGGGUUCAGCACGUACGCUGACGUGCGUCUUCAAAACUUUGAAAAAAAAAAAAAAAAAUGCAGCGGAAAUGAAUUUUUCGCAUUUCAGCCUAACACCAUUUUUUCCGUCUUGCAAACCUCCUGGAGACUUAGUAGAAAGACGAUCACGACGAUGGCGAAGCUGGCUGCGCUUGUGCUUCUCAGCGCAUUGGUUCUGAGUCAAUCCUACGUCCCGAUAAGACUGAGCCUGGUGGAAGUCGGCGUUAACGUCACUUUGGCAUGCCCGCGCUACGACGAUAGAGGUGACAUAUUUUACUGGUACAAGAUGAAAUUCGGCUCAAUGGUCGAAACCAUUGCGGAGGGGUAUUUCGGGGAAAUGUCCCUUCGAGGACCGUUCAAGGACGGAAGAUUUGUGAGCGCGCGUACGGGUGACAUGUACGUUUUAAACAUCACAAACGUACGCAAAGACGAUGAAGCCAUGUACACCUGCCAAGCUGGGACCUCAUACAACAUGGUGUUCACCGGUGGCACACAUCUGCUGGUGAAGGAUCCCAGACGCAAGUCCUUCCAGGUGAGACAAAUCCCGCAAAGCAAGUCGGUCAAAGGGGGCGAGUCUGUGACCAUCCAGUGUUCCGUCCUCGCCGAGAGCAAAGAAUAUUUCCGCCAAUGUCCGAACCAAAGCAGCGUCUACUGGUUGAAGUCCGGAUCGGGAGAGUCUGAUCCACACAUCAUUUACUCCGACAGUGACGAUGAACAAGACCCAAGAAGCUGUGUCCACCAUCUCUCUCUGACCGUACUCAACUCCUCCGACACCGGAACAUACUACUGCGCCGUAGCCACGUGUGGACAGAUCCUGUUCGGACAAGGAACUCAUGUGGACACACAACAAGACCUGCAAUCAGCUGCCGUUUUGCUGGCUGCUCUGCUGGCCUCCUUCGCUGUUGUGGUCACUAUUGUAGUUGCUUAACUUGUAUUUUAUUUUUACUAACAGUAAUAUUUUUUUAAUAUCAUUUCAUACACAUCAUUUUGUUUGGUUUUGCCCCAAGAUGGCGCUUCUGUAGUGGCUGCUGGUGGCAGGAGCUCAUCCUUUUGUGUUCCUGAUGUUUCCCUCUUGUUUUUCAUGGGUUUGGUUUUUGCCUUUUUGGUACGGGACCCUUUGGGACUUUCGUGACUUCUGCGGUGCUUUUUUGGGAACUACUGGAUCCGCCUCCCGAGGAGCCUUUUGGCCAUGGAGACCAGCUGCUGGGUCUCUGCCACACCAUAGUCCGUUUGGAGAGACUGGAGGAGAUGCGGAUGAAGAGUCAGGGCUACGGAGCUGGCGCUAAACGCCGGGCUGAAUGAACAGGUAUCGGACACAUUGGGACUGUGUGACAAGGGGUGGCACUUUCGUGACCUCUGCGGUGCUUUUUCUGUGGACUUCUGGAUCUGCCUCCUGGGAGCCUUUUUGGCCAAGGAGACCAGCUGCUGGGUCUCUGCCACACCGGAGUCGGUUUGGAGGGACUUGAGGAGAUGCGGAUGAGGGGACAGGGCUGCGGAACUAGCACUGAGCGCCGGGACGGAGAGGCUUCACAGUGUCUUGGCUGGGUGAGCAGGUGUCAGACACCGCAGUCUCAUUGGACGUAUCCUCGCUCAUCCAUGCGGACUGGACACUGGCCGAGAGUGGGUUGGCGGCCGAGAGUGGAGUCGGCUCUCUUGGUUGCUUUGUUGGGUCUGCUCCUGUCUCUGGCCAUGCUCCCUCCUCCCCAGCGGACAAUGGCGUGGAACACCGCAGACGCCACCACAGUGUAUAUGUUUCUUUUACUUUUUAUUCAUAGCUGUAUGUAGAAGUGUCUGGUUGUAUCCGCUGCUUUAAUGUCUUUCAUGUCCUUUGUGUUCUUUGAUGUUUGAUGUUUCCCUCUUACACACAUGUGAGAGGGAUGUGUACUAUGGCUAUGAUUUUUAAAAAUGUUUUCCCUUGCCCUCAGUCUGGACCCCCUCUCCAGGGGCCCAGGCUUAGACCGAUUUUUUUAUUUUAUUUUAAUCUUUUAUUUUUACUCCCAUCCCCCCCACUUGUUUACCUGUAUCUCAUCUUUUUUGUAAGGGGCGCUGGAAGCCGGCAGACCCGUCAGCGAUCCUGUUCUGUCUCCCUGUAAUGUUUGUCUAAACUUGAAUGGGAAUGUGCUAAAAAAUUUAAUUUUCCUGAAGGAACUCUCCUGAAGGAAUACAUUAAGUACCAUCUAAUCUAAACUAAUCUAAUCUAAUCUAAUCAAAUCAUUGGUCUCCUUGGACAUAUCUUCGCUCUUCAAUGCGGACUGGACACUGCUCAAGAGUUGGUAGGCGGCCGAAGGUGGAGUCUGCUCUCUUGGUUGCUUUGUUGGGUCUGCUCCUGUCUUUGGCCAUGCUCCCUUCACCCCAGCAGACAAUGGCGUGGACCAUCGCGGUGGCCACCACGGUGUAUAUGUUUUUUUGUUGUUGUUUUUCUUUUGUGGCUGCAUGUAGAAGUGGCUGGUUGCAUCAGCUCUGCUCUUUUAAUGUCAUUUGUGUUCAUUCCCUCUUACACACAUGUUCAUGUGUGCUAAGGCUAUGAGUUAUUUUCUUCUUCCUUAGCCUCAGUCUGGACCCCCUCUCCAAAGGCCCAGGCUUAGACUGAAUAUUUUCUUUUCUCACCGGACCAAGUCACCAAUCCUGUUCUGUCUCCCUGUAAUGUUUGUCUGCUCUUGAAUGGGAUGAAUCUGAAAAUCUUCAUUCCCCCUCGGGGAUUAUUAAAGUAUUUCGGAUUCUGA
Nerophis ophidion (straightnose pipefish) is the source of this 3776-nucleotide messenger RNA. RefSeq lists its product as uncharacterized. Gene Ontology annotation, biological process: response to bacterium. The record is from RefSeq and is a predicted model, not a curated record. NCBI's taxonomy places the organism in Eukaryota, Metazoa, Chordata, Actinopteri, Syngnathiformes, Syngnathidae. The transcript is spliced from 10 exons. The coding region runs from base 20 to 1981 and encodes 653 amino acids.